AGAUUACAGAACAGAAAAGAUGGACCGACUUGUGUUGAUCUAUGUUUCUUAUUUGCUCUUCGCUUGUAUUACAGGAGAAGGAUGCAAGAGACAUAGAGAUUCCAAAUAUAAGAUGGGAAGUUUUUGAGUUGAUGAUGAGAUUCAUAUACACUGGAUCAGUGGAUAUUACAUUGGAUAUUGCCCAAGAUCUCCUUAGAGCUGCUGAUCAAUAUCUCUUGGAAGGACUCAAGCGGCUUUGUGAAUAUACCAUUGCACAGGAUAUAUCAUUAGAAAAUGUUUCAAGCAUGUAUGAGCUGUCAGAAGCAUUCCACGCCAUAUCAUUGAGGCAUACAUGCAUUUUGUUCAUUUUGGAGCAGUUUGAAAAAUUAAGUGCUAGGCCAGGGUAUGCGCUUUCUCUAACCUUCGUGUACUGCGGCUUAUUUGAAUAUUGUUUUUAGAACAUUCGAAGGGAA
Messenger RNA from Camellia sinensis, 452 nucleotides. NCBI's taxonomy places the organism in Eukaryota, Viridiplantae, Streptophyta, Magnoliopsida, Ericales, Theaceae. The record is from RefSeq and is a predicted model, not a curated record.